Molecule: messenger RNA, 2648 nt
Organism: Lingula anatina
Lineage: Eukaryota; Metazoa; Brachiopoda; Lingulata; Lingulida; Lingulidae
Product: toll-like receptor 1
Biological process (GO): signal transduction
Cellular component (GO): plasma membrane
Molecular function (GO): signaling receptor activity; protein binding
Source: RefSeq, a predicted model, not a curated record
ACAGCGCGUGGUUUACUUACUCGUGUUACUUACUCGUGUGCAACACUGGUUUAAAUAUAAAGUUGGAUAUUUUCACUGGUGGGGGCAGUGGUGUCUACGGCUUUUGCCUAAGAUUAUUUGCUUUUUGACAUUCAAAGUGACGGGCAAUUAGGACAUAAGAGCAAUUGAGUGGCGUACUGCUACAAUGGUUUUUGGGCCUCGUAGACGCCUGUUGCUUUUGGCUGCUCUUUUCCUCGCCAAUGUAAGGGUUGUUUUCGCUGGAUCUCUCUGUCCCUGUAAAUGCACGUGCACUGACGACAUCCGGGGACUGGGCGUAAAUUGCGCCAACAUGGCUGAAGACGAUCUUCCCGAACUGCCGCUCCAUGCUACGUCUCUCAGAAUAUCAGGGAGGUUCGAAACAUUGAGAAAUGGAACUUUCAGUGGUUUCUUCAGCUUGAAAGAUCUCAACAUGUCGGAAUGUAAUUUAAAGACCAUAGAACACGGUGCCCUCUUGGGAAUUUAUGAACUUCGUAACGUGUCAUUCCAGAACAAUUUACUCGUUGAUUUGCCAAGAUUUAUCACGCUACUUCCAAAUUUGGAGAGAGCCAAUUUUCAAGGAAACCGCAUAAAAGUGAAUGCCAGUACCUUUCCAGCGAGCCCAAAUACGCCUAUGUCAUCGACGCUAAUGGAGUUGGACAUCAGUUCAAACGAAAUUUCCGACAUGGGCGUUCUUUAUAAUAUACUUUUGAGCUUUACUAACCUGCGAAAAUUGGUUGCCAGAAAUAAUGGGUUCACCAAUAUGAGCCAGAGAGAUUUUCCAUUUCAUAAACAUUUACAAGUUCUCGAUCUGACAUAUAAUUGGCUGCCUAACCUGUAUCUCAAUUUUGCUAUGUUGACCUCACUUAAAGAAUUAUACAUGUGGGAAACGGGCUGCACAUUUUUCAUCCAAAACAUGUCCUCACUCGCUACAUUUCAGUACAAGCGCAACGCGUUCUGUGUACCGGAUUCUGAUGACGGCAGAUCUUUGUUUGUAGGGCUAUCGGGACUAGAAGAACUAGAUCUGGAGGGUAAUAAUUUAUUUUGCGAUGAAAUUUGGAGCGGCAAAACACUUCCUAGUAUAUUCAAAUCUCUUCUACCUAAUCUGAAAAUAUUAGUGCUGGCUUCGAACCACGUUACCAAACUUCCAAUGAACAUGUUUUACAAAGUUCCUAGCUUAGAAUAUCUGGAUCUAUCGAACAAUGACCUAAAAAGCAUCGAUUCUGCAAUUAACACUUUAGAUUCUCUGGUGUAUUUGAAUCUAAGGGAUAACAGGCUCUUUACUUUGGAAGUGGACAUACUACAGAAAAACACUGACCUACGGUACCUUAACGUCGAGGCAAAUCAGUUUUUCUGUAGCUGCGAAACAAGUAGGUUCUCCGCUUGGAUCCGAAAUCAUACAACCAGAUGGCCGGAAUUAAGGGGAGAGAACCAAACUUGUAGUGGGCCCAUUGAGUUCAGAAACACCAGGUUGCGAGACUUUGCCCCAAAUUGGAUAACAUGUAACAUGACUCCUUUUGUCUUUGUAUGUAUCGGGGCCGGAGUUCUGGUAGUUACGACAUUGGCAAGUAUUAUGGCCUAUCAUCGGCUGGACAUCGUUUACUGGUGGCAUCUGAGAAGAUUGAGUGGUUCUCGUAGAAGCUACAUCAGGUGUCAUGAAAACCAAGCACAAUACGAAUAUGACGCUUUUGUUGCGUACGCCGGCAGUAGCGAGGAAUGGAUCGUGCGACAGUUUCUCCCGCACGUGGAGGGUCAAGGUCGGAGCACCGACCGGGGUCAAGGUAAAGGUCAGGACAUUAGCUUUAAGGUGUGUAUCCAUUCAAGAGAUUUCUUACCUGGAGAGUACAUCAUAGACAACAUAGUAGAGAAAAUGGAGGCAAGCAGAGCGACCAUACUGAUAAUCUCGCACAACUUUCUGAAAAGUGACUGGUGUAAGUACGAGGUUGACAUAACUCAGGCGAAGGUGUUGCGGGAGAGACGCGGGGCGCUCAUUGUUGUGUUUCUCGAGCAGAUACCUUAUAAACAGCUCCCCAAGACGCUUAGACUCAUGAAGCGUCACGUGACCUAUUUGGAGUGGCCGGCGGAGGAGAAUGAACAAAAACGGGCGGAGUUUUGGAAAAAGAUGAAACUUUCACUUCUGAAACGAAUUCAACAAACUCAUAACAUUUCAUAUCCUUCAUAUCCUGAAACACAAGUGUAGUUAGAUUAAAUUUUAUAUAUGAACUUUUCCACUGUCUACAUAUUUUCAAUAUGCGUAGGGCGCACAAAUUUUAUUCUAAGCAGACAUGAUUAAAAUAUCUCAAGUAUGUGUACACACGAAAAAAACGUCUUUUUAAUUCGCCAUUAAUUAGCGCUAAAAUAAGAAUACUAUGUUAAAAUCGAUCUGGCGUUUCAUCCUUUCAGCUAUCGUUUUAUUUACAUUUCUAAAUGCCCUGUCUGAUUGUUCCAAAGCAAUACAUUUAAAUAGUCAGUGUCAGUACUCGCCGGGUCUUACCAAACAGAGCUUUUAAGACUUACAUAAUAACUCUUGUUACAUGUACUUAAAUAUUAUGCACGGAAUCUCAGACACUGCCGGUGUAACGUGACAGAGAGUCCCCCAUAACAGAGAGUCUGCUUCCCAUUCAUUUGUACAG